AUGUGGGGCCAUUCGACGGAAGAGGGCCUGCGGCGGAGCGCGGCAGACGUCCUCCCCGAGACGCUCCACAACAGGGCGGAGGAAGCACAAGCACCGGCACCAGGCGAAGGGGAGUCGGGGGAGGCCACCAGGAUUCCUCCCAGCCCGGAAGUGGUCGAGGGGACAUGGGGCGAGCGGGACGUGGGCGGGCCGGUAAGCCAGCGCGAGGCCAUGCACGACUUUGAGGAAUUGGCGAUUCGGCUCAGCAGGACUCGCUCGCACGCGGCCGCUUCGCAGCGGUCGGCAAAGAGCCGCUCCAGCUUCUUCCGCCGCAUUACGUCUCGCGCGAGCGGCACAUCCAAGGCUGCUGCUGCCAGCACAGCCCGCGAAAAGCCAGUCGAUGACGAGGAGACAGCGACGUCGGCAGGAGCCGAGGAGGAGGAAGAGGGUUCCGACGGUCAGGACGUGUUCCCUCUGGAGCAGUUCAUGCGGGAGGGCCAUCUCGAGAAGCGGACCGAAUCGGGCGAGUCGGCCAAGAAGCUGGGCGUCGUCUUCAAGCACCUGACGGUCAAGGGCGUCGCCGGCGGCACCACCUUCGUCCGAACCCUACCUGAGGCCAUCCUGGGCACCUUCGGCCCCGACCUCUAUCACUUCCUCUGCAGGUUCAUCCCCGCGCUGCGCAUCAGCCGGGGCGGCGAGCUCCGGACCCUCAUCCACGACUUCACCGGCGUGGUGCGCCACGGCGAGAUGAUGAUGGUGCUCGGGCGGCCCGGCAGCGGGUGCAGCACCUUCCUCAAGGUCAUCGCCAACAACCGCGAAUCGUACGCGGCGGUCGAGGGCGAGGUGUCGUACAGCGGCAUCCCCGCCGACGAGGCCCGCAAGCGGUACCGCGGGGAGGUCGUCUACAACGCCGAGGACGAUCAGCACCUGCCCACGCUGACCGUCGGCCAAACACUCAAGUUCUCGCUCCUCAACAAGACGCGUAAGAACCUGCGGGGAGACGUCGGCACCAUCAUCGACGCGCUUCUGCGCAUGUUCGCAAUCAAGCACACCGAGAACAUCAUUGUCGGCAACGCCUACAUCCGCGGCGUCUCGGGCGGCGAAAGGAAGCGUGUCAGCAUCGCCGAGACGCUCUCGACCAAGAGCACCAUUGUCUGCUGGGAUAAUUCGACCAGGGGCCUCGACGCCUCCACCGCCCUCGACUACGCCAAGAGCCUCCGCAUCAUGACGGACGUGUCGGACCGGACGACGCUCACCACGCUGUACCAGGCCGGCGAAGGCAUCUACGAGCUGAUGGACAAGGUCCUGGUCAUUGACCAGGGCCGCAUGCUCUACCAGGGCCCGGCCAAGGAGGCGCGCAAGUACUUUGAGGACCUCGGCUUCUACGCCCCGCCGCGGCAGACCACACCCGACUUCCUCACCUCUAUCUGCGACCCCAACUCUAGGCAGUUCCGCGACGGCUGGGAGGCCCGCUGCCCCAAGACGGCAGAGGAGCUCGAGAAGGCUUUCCGCGAGAGCGCCGCAUAUCAGCGGCUCCUCGCCGACGUCCGCGACUUCGAGGAGCACCUCGAGAAGACGGGCCAUGCCGACAUGCAGACCUUCAAGGACACGGUCCGCGAGCAAAAGUCCAAGCGCGUCCGCCCGGGCUCCAACUUCACCAUCCCCUUCUGGAAGCAGGUCCUGGCCUGCGCCCGUCGCGAGGUCUGGCUCAUCUGGGGAAACAAGACGGAGCUUUACUCCAAGUACUUCACCAUCAUUAGCAACGGCCUCAUCGUCGGCUCGCUCUUCUACAAUGCCCCGUCCUCCACCGCCGGCAACUUCCUACGCGCCGGCUCCAUCUUCUUCUCCGUCGUCUUCCUCGGAUGGCUCCAGCUCUCCGAGCUCAUGAAGGCCGUCUCGGGCCGCGCCAUCGUCGCCCGCCACAAGGAAUACGCUUUCUACCGCCCCAGUGCCGUCACCCUCGCCCGCGCCCUCGUCGACCUGCCCGUCCUGGUCUGCCAGGUCGUCAUCUUCGGCAUCCUCCUCUACUUCAUGACGGGCCUCGACCUGAACCCGGGCAAGUUCUUCAUCCAGCUCCUCUUCAUGUACAUCACCACCUUCUGCAUCACCGCCAUGUACCGCAUGCUGGCCGCCAUGUCCCCCACCAUGGACGACGCCGUCCGCUUCUCGGGCAUGGCCCUCAACUUGCUCGUCAUCUUCACUGGUUACGUCAUUGCGAAGCCCGUCCUGCUAUCGCAAAAGAUCUGGUUCGGCUGGAUCGCGCACGUCAACCCGCUCAGUUACUCCUUUGAGGCCGUCAUCUCCAACGAGUUCCAUGCACGCACCUUGGAGUGCGCCCCCGAGAAUCUGGUGCCACAGGGUCCCGGCGUUCUCCCCGUGAACCAGGGCUGCGCCGUCCCCGGGGCGCAGCCCGGCAGCGCCAGCGUCCUGGGAGACGACUACAUCCAUGCCAGCUUCGACUACACCCGGGCCCAUCUCUGGCGCAACUUUGGCGUCGUCAUCGCCUUCUCCGUUCUCUACCUCAUCGUCACGACCGCCGUUGCCGAGCUCUUUUCCUUCGCCACCUCCGGGGGCGGUGCCCUCGUCUUCAAGCGAUCUAAACGGGCGGCAACGGCCCAGCGGGUCAAGGCGGCGAGCUCCGACGAAGAGACGGGUAACUCGUCCGGGAACUCGUCGUCAACCGAGGUGUCGGCGGCCAGCCACGGCAGCGCCGGCGGCUUCAAGGGGAUCGCAGGCAGCGAGAGGGUCUUCACCUGGGAGGACAUCACGUACACGGUGCCCACGCCGGCGGGCCCCAAGCGCUUGCUCAACGGCGUGAACGGGUACGCCAAACCCGGAGUCUUGGUUGCCCUCAUGGGCGCCAGCGGCGCCGGCAAGACCACCCUGCUCAACACCCUGUCGCAGCGCCAGACCGUCGGCGUGGUCAGCGGCAACAUGCUUGUUGACGGCGCGCCGCUCGGUAGCGACUUCCAACGCAGUACGGGCUUCGUCGAGCAGAUGGACCUGCACGAGGAGUCAGCCACGGUCCGCGAGGCCAUCGAGUUCUCGGCCCUGCUCCGCCAGAGCCGUGACGUCCCGCGCCAGGAGAAGCUCGAUUACGUUGACAAGGUGCUGGACCUGCUGGAGCUCACCGAGAUCCAGGACGCCAUCAUCAGCUCGCUAGGCGUGGAGCACAAAAAGCGCCUCACCAUCGGUGUCGAGCUCGCGGCCAAGCCCGCCCUGCUCCUCUUCCUCGACGAGCCCACCAGCGGCCUCGACGCCCAGUCCGCCUUCUCCAUCGUCCGCUUCCUCCGCCGUCUGUGCGCCGCUGGCCAGGCCAUCAUCUGCACCAUCCAUCAGCCCUCGUCCGACCUGAUCCAGCAGUUCGACAAGAUCCUCGCCCUCAACCCGGGCGGCAACACCAUCUACUUCGGCCCCGUCGGCAAGGACGGCAGCGCCGUGAUCCAGUACUUUGCGGAGCGCGGAAUCCACUGCCCCCCGGGCCGUAACGUUGCCGAGUUCCUCCUCGAGACGGCCAUCAAGGGCGGUCGCCGCCCCGACGGCUCGCGCAUCAACUGGUCCGAUGAGUGGCGCUCCUCGCCCGAGAACAAGGCCCUCAUCGCCGAGAUCCAGCAGCUCAAGGCCGAGCGCGCUAGCGCGCGAGGCCAGCAGGAGCGGCAGGUCGGCGACGCCUCUGCCGGACCCGUUCAGCAUGAGUUCGCCGCCCCCGUCACCACCCAGAUCCUCCUCCUUACCAAGCGCAUGUUCAUCCGCCAGUGGCGCGACCCGUCCUACAUGUACGGCCGCCUCUUCACCGCUGUCGUCAUCGGCAUCUUCAACGGCUUCACCUUCUGGAAGCUAGGCGACACCGCCGCCGACCUGCAGAACGCCAUGUUCAGCUCCUUCCUCAUUAUAAUGAUCCCCGCCACCGUCCUCAACGCCGUCCUGCCCAAGUUCUUUACCAACUUCGCCCUCUGGCAAGCUCGCGAGCACCCCUCGCGCAUCUACGGCUGGGUCGCUUUCUGUACUGCCGAGGUGCUCUCCGAGAUACCCGGCUCCCUGCUCGCCGCCGCUCUCUACUGGCUGCUUUGGUAUCUGCCUGCCGGCCUGCCCAUCCGGGGGCCCUCUGCAGGCUACGUCUUCCUUAUGACCCUCCUCUUCUUCCUCUUCCAGUCCAGCUGGGGCCAGUGGAUCUGCGCCUGGGCCCCGAGCUUCACCGUCAUCAGCAACAUCCUGCCUUGCUUCCUGGUCAUAUUCUGCUUGUUCAACGGCGUCGUCGUGCCGUAUACCCAGCUGAACGUGUUUUGGAAGUACUGGCUCUACUAUCUCAACCCAUCGUCUUACUGGAUCUCGGGUGUGCUCUCAGCCACUCUUGCUGGCCGUGCUGUCCAUUGCACCCCGGCCGAGGCCGCCCACUUCAACCCGCCCUCGGGCCAGACCUGCCUCGAAUUCGCCGGCGACUUCGUGCGUCAGGCCGGCCGCGGCUACCUGAUGAACCCCAAUGCCACGUCCGACUGCGCAUACUGCCCUUACGUCGACGGGACCGAGUUCCUAGAGACGAUUGGCAUCUCGCCGGAUACUAAGUGGCGCGACUUCGGUAUAUUCCUUGUCUUUUGCUUCACCAACUGGAUGCUUGUCUAUUUCUUUAUCUACACUGUUCGUAUCAAGGGUUGGACCUUCGGCUUCGGGCCUCUUUUCCGCGUGGUUGAUAAGGUCGUCGGGGCAGUCAAGGGACUGUUCAAGAGCCGCAAGUCUGACAAGGAGACUGUUGCUUAA
Molecule: messenger RNA, 4734 nt
Organism: Thermothelomyces thermophilus ATCC 42464
Lineage: Eukaryota; Fungi; Ascomycota; Sordariomycetes; Sordariales; Chaetomiaceae
Exons: 4
Coding region: 1-4734 (1577 amino acids)
Biological process (GO): transmembrane transport
Cellular component (GO): membrane
Molecular function (GO): ATP binding; ABC-type transporter activity; ATP hydrolysis activity
Source: RefSeq, a predicted model, not a curated record